This is a messenger RNA of Baudoinia panamericana UAMH 10762, 2398 nucleotides long. RefSeq lists its product as uncharacterized. Gene Ontology annotation, molecular function: mRNA binding. The coding region runs from base 384 to 2114 and encodes 576 amino acids. Gene Ontology annotation, biological process: ribophagy; protein deubiquitination. Gene Ontology annotation, cellular component: ribonucleoprotein complex; cytosol; Ubp3-Bre5 deubiquitination complex. The transcript is spliced from 3 exons. The record is from RefSeq and is a predicted model, not a curated record. Lineage: Eukaryota; Fungi; Ascomycota; Dothideomycetes; Mycosphaerellales; Teratosphaeriaceae.
AGGCGGAAACAGCCGACGGCUUUGGCUUUUCGACCGUGCUCUUCGAGGUUUUGACAAGCUCCGCAAACCUCCUCCGCGGCGCACACGAGCGACACUCUUCACACAGCAAACACUUGUCUCCAACGUGCAUUAUCGAGGGCAGUCCUGCAUCCACGUUGAGCGAUCAACAUACACGUCUUCCGGUCAGAACGUCGAAACUUCUCCAACUAACAUCAACCCACAUCGACUGUAAAGUCCCCGCUCGAUUGACUGUAGUCGAGAAGCACUCGCUGUAAACCGGUGCUCCUCGAGUCAUUACUGUCUCCACCGCCUCAGAACCCACGGGUAUAAGUGCGUUUUUAUCGAACAUUGCCAUUGAGAAGAUGGCGAGCGACGUGUCAGCGAUGCCUACGGUCAACGGGUACGGCAACCAUGGCGGGUACUCGGGUGGCGAUCAACAGAGCAUGAGUGCGUUCAACGGUACUGGCUCAGCAUCAUCGAUGUACGAGCAGCCACGUGCCGAGCACGCAUCGAGCGCUUCGAGCCAACCGGAGAUACCCAAGGACGAGGUUGGAUGGUAUUUCGUUGAGCAGUACUACACCACCCUUAGCCGGAGUCCGGAGAAGCUGUAUCUCUUCUACAACAAGCGGUCACAGUUCGUAUCCGGACAGGAGACCGACAAGGUGCCUGUGUGUGUCGGUCAACGCGCCAUCAACGAUCGAAUACGGGAGCUUGACUACCAUGACUGCAAGGUUCGCGUCACGAACGUUGACUCGCAAGCUUCCGAUCAGAAUAUCGUCAUUCAAGUCAUUGGCGAGAUCUCGAAUAAGUCACAGCCCCACAAGAAGUUCACGCAGACCUUCGUACUCGCCACUCAGACCAACGGCUACUUCGUCCUCAACGACAUCUUCCGGUACCUGGUCGAAGAAGAUGAGGAGCCGGAGCAAGAAUCGGAGGCGGCGCAGGAGACAGUAGCUCCACAGGAAGCACAUGUUCAGGAGCUGGAGCAGGUACAGCAGGUGCCAGCUGCAGAGAGCGGAUAUCAGGAGCCCCCGGGAACCGCCGAGGAGGUCGAGCCCAAGACUCUGUCAAGCUCUAUGGAUCCGAAGGCGGUCGAGCAUGAUGCCCGAGCGGUCGAUCAGCAGCUUGAGGAGAAGGUGUUAAAGAAUGAGGAGCCGCCGGCUGCGAUAACGAACGGCGACCAAACGGGAGAGGAUGAUCAUGUCGAGGAGGCUGAGCAAGCUGCGCCGGAAGUCGAGGAUACGGCAGAGCAGUCGGCCAUCGAUGAGCCAGAGCAGCAGGUAACAAGUAACGAACAGCUCGAGUCUGAGAAGCCGCAGGACCCCGUACCGUCACCAGCACCUGCGCCAGCCCAGCAAGCAACUCCGACAGAACAGCCCGCUGCCCCGUCUAAACCUGCCGCACCGAAGACGUGGGCUAGCUUGGCUGCCUCUGCUGCUCGCGUUGCCACCCCAGCCGCCUCGUCGGCGCCGUCUGCUCCAGCUCAGCCACGUGCUAACCCAGCCCCAAGACCGUCGCAACCGCAGCAGCAAUCACAAACGCAGCCGCAGCCGCAGCCGCAGCCGCAGGCUCAAGCACCAGCGCCCACUACGCCAUCCGCGCCGACUGCACCUGCCGUACAGCGCGAGGAGCAGUCUGGCGGACAGCAGGAUGAAUGGACUGCCGUCGGCGGUGGCCACAAUCGUCAUCAUUCGCAGUCUCGGCAGAACAACGUACCCCAGCACCAGCCGCAGGACCAAGGAGAGAAAAACCGCGGCUACAUUAAGAACGUUCACGAGGGCAUCAACUUCAAUGAUCUCGAAGCACAUCUAAAGCAGUUCGGAGAGCUUACCUACUUCGACAUUGCGCGGCAGAAGAAUUGCGCGUUUGUCGACUUCAAGACCCCGGAUGGCUACCAGGCAGCCGUCGCCGCCAACCCUCAUCAGCUCGGCAACGACAAGCUAUUCGUAGAAGAGCGCCGCAUGCGGCCAGGAUCGACGCCGUACAUUCCCAACCGUGGCCCAUACAGUCACAACCGCGGUCGUGGCGACUUCCGGGGUGGCCGUGGUGGCUUCCCUCCUAGAGGUCGUGGCGCGCCACGGGGUGCUCGAGGCGGUACGCCGCAGGCUGCAUAGCGAAAAGCAAUUGCUCUCGCGCUAACAUCUGUGAAUGGCUUAAUGGGAGCCAUACCAGCGAAAGACGGAGAGAAAAAGCGGGAAGGGGAACGGUGUGCGGUGUGAAAAGUAAGCCUUGCUAUCUUCUAGCGCUUGCAUAGCCUGGCCUUUGUGCGAUACCAUUGAGCUGCGUAUGGUGGGUAAUCUUGCAGCUGUUCACAUUGUAUGUUAAGCGCGCCGCUGUGGAAAGCGUUCGAUUCUGGACAGUAGCAUGUAGUGUAAAAACUGUGUACCUCAUCUCGCAU